This is a messenger RNA of Lactuca saligna, 462 nucleotides long. The record is from the annotation of a GenBank genome assembly. NCBI's taxonomy places the organism in Eukaryota, Viridiplantae, Streptophyta, Magnoliopsida, Asterales, Asteraceae.
AUGGCUGAGAUCGUGCCGUGUGUUGCGAUCUUAGGCCACGAGCCUCAGGACUCCAAAAAAAAUGCGGCUUUUUUAUGGCUUGAUCCACCCCUGCCAAACACUUAUUACAAGGAAACUAUGUGGAAGUUCCAUAUGGAUUUGGAGGAGGCUAACAACAAUAAAGCAUUUGCAAUGGAGGUUUUCAAGCUUUCGGAGGAGGCCAAGAACAACAAAGAAGUUCAACUAGAUAUUUUAAACCUGUUGAAGAUGUUUACAAAAAGGGCAUUUGCAAUGGAGGCUGACAACAAUAAAGCAUUUGCAAUGGAGGUUUUGAAGCUUUCGGAGGAGGCCAAGAACAACAAAGAAGUUCAACUGGAUAUUUUAAACCUGUUGAAGGUGGAGCUACUUAUGAUGGUCAUGCUUUUGGUGGUGGUGAUAGUGAUGGGGUUUAUGGUUCACAAUGUUAUGGUUAAAGCAAUGUGA